Messenger RNA from Fundulus heteroclitus (mummichog), 1297 nucleotides. RefSeq names its product annexin A3b (gene anxa3b). The record is from RefSeq and is a predicted model, not a curated record. Gene Ontology annotation, cellular component: cytoplasm. The coding region runs from base 111 to 1127 and encodes 338 amino acids. Lineage: Eukaryota; Metazoa; Chordata; Actinopteri; Cyprinodontiformes; Fundulidae. The transcript has 14 exons. Gene Ontology annotation, molecular function: phospholipase inhibitor activity; calcium-dependent phospholipid binding; calcium ion binding.
CAGCCAAUAACGGGUGUUCCCCUUUCCCUGCUUCUCAGAAAGGUGUGGUAAGCUUGUGCUCACAGAAAAAUCCACUUUCUACCCGCUUAUCUCUCAAAUCAGCCUCAACAAUGUCUGUUUGGGAUGACCUGGACCUGCUCUUGGACUCCCCCUCCUCACUAACUACAACUUCAAAUGCCAGAGGAACUGUGAAGGACCAGGCCAGCUUUAAGGCGGAAGAAGACGUUGCUGCUCUGAGGAAAGCCAUAGAAGGCCUUGGUACAACAGAAAAAACACUGAUUGAGGUGCUGACCAAGAGAAGUAAUGCCCAGCGUCAGCUUAUCGCCACGGCUUAUCAGAAAGCCACCGGAAGGACAUUGGUGGCCGACCUGGAGGGCGACACUCACGGAGACUUCGAGGACUUGUUGGUGGCUUUGGUAACGCCUCCUGCCGUCUACGACUGUCAUGAAGUCAUGAAAGCUAUGAAGGGUCCAGGGACCACUGAGAGCACUCUGACAGAAAUCUUUGCUUCCAGAUCCAACAAACAGAUUAAAGCCUUGUCUGAUGUGUACCUCAAAGAAACCGGAAGAUUGAUAGGUCAUGAUCUGAAGUCGGAGGUAUCUGGGGAUUACGGCAAAGCGCUGCUCAUCUUGGCUGAGGGAAAGAGAGACGAGACCACCAAUGUGGACACAGAAAAAGCUAAAGCAGACGCUAAGGCGUUGUACGAGGCGGGAGAAAAGAAGUGGGGAACCGACGAGGCCAAGUUUAUCGACAUCCUGUGCCACAGGAGUAUUCCUCAGCUUCGACAAACUCUGAUUGAGUACAAGAAUAUCAGCAAGAAGACCCUGCAGGAAAGCAUCGAGAGCGAGAUGUCUGGGGAUUUGGAGAAACUCCUGGUUGCUGUUGUAAAGUGUGUCAAGAAUGUCCCUGCAUACUUCGCUGAGAGGCUGUUCAAGGCCAUGAAGGGAGCAGGAACCACAGAGAGCACGCUGACGAGGAUCAUGGUCAGUCGCUCCGAGAUCGAUUUAAUGGAUAUCAAGGCAGAAUACAAGAAGCUGUUUGGAUACACCCUCCACAGCCAGUUGGAGUCUGAAGUGUCGGGUAAUUAUGGCGAAACCCUCAAGCAGCUGUGUGGCCAAGAUGGCUGACUUCCCCAAGAAACCGUCCUCAGAUUACAAGCCGGAGCAGAAGAGAUGAUCAGUAACCAUCUGAAGACCUAAGAACUGAUCCUUUCCACUGAUCUCAACCCAAAUUAAUGGAAAUCAUCAAGAAAUUCUUUAAAAUACUGAAUUACAUGUGCUUAACAUUCCUAAGUCUA